UAUAAACGUGUAUUUGUAUUGUCUCAUAUUUGUGUGUAUCGUUUGUUUUGCACUGGAGAGCGAUCGGAUUCGUUGCUAUACGCGACAGUGGGUAAGAAGCAUCCCGUCACUAACAGACGUGAUGAUGACCUAAUCACAGGUUCUGACAAAGGAGAAGAAAAGCUGUGACUUGUAUCAAGUGAAUGAGGGCGAAACUUCUGGUAGCGACUUAGGGUUUGGGUCACCGCCAUCAAUUCAAGGGCGGUAACUGUCAUCAACAUGGCCAGCAGUCGCUGUGUAUGCCACUGUCGAAAGUUAAUUCAUUUAAACAGACAUUCUGCAAGAGUCUUUUCAGUCUCACAUCGAAGUGACAUCAAACCUGAUACUCAAGAAGAAAACAUUUUGACUAAACCAAUAGAUUCAGGUGUUUCAAAACCCUUGGAUCCAACUGAAAAAUUACAUCAGGAUUUCAUAACGAAAACGAGAGAGACGAAAGACGACAUUGUAUCGUCAUCCCCCAGUCCAGCACCUUAUCCAGAAAUUGGAAAGUCUCUCACUGUUGAUGCAAGAAGAGUUGACCCAACUACAGUUAAGCAGGUGUAUUAUUUUGAUUCACUGAGCUAUGUCAAAGCCUUGGAAAGUAAAGGUUUCAGCCGUAUUCAGGCUGAGGGCAUGGCAGAGACACUGACUGAUAUAAUCAACACCACACUUGAUCAUCAGUCUCGGCAUAUGGUGACAAAGUUUCAGCAGGAAGUGACGGUUCAGCAGCUGAUGUCUGAAAUUGUGUCCGUCAAGAAGGAUAUGGUGCUUCUUCAAAAAAGUGAAUUUUCACAACUUCGUUCAGAGACAGAGAAAAUGGCCAUUGAUGUGAGUAAUUUGAAGAAUUCAUUGAAAGAUGAAGUCUCAAAGUUAAAAGGCCAUGUCACUUUGGACAUCAAUCUUGAGAGAGGCCGAGCCCUUGAAGCUCAUGCUGCCAAUGAGAAGAAAUUGCAACAGCUUCACAACAAAAUUGAAACAGAAAUUGCCAAUUUGAAAACAGUCUUUGAGCAGUACCGCAAUGACGUCCUCAAAUAUGCUGGUGGUACCGUGCUUACAUGUGCAACAAUUUGCUUAGGCUUUCUUCGUCUUUGGACCUGAUUUAAGCAUCUGCUGCUUUCAAGUUGUGCCUCAACCUUUUUCUCCAGAAUUGACUCAGGAUUAUGGAGGAUUAUGGAAAGGCAAUUGUUUCAGCUGAACAGGCAGGUCCAGUGGUAACACACACUGUUACCAUAUUUUCAAAGAUGUUCUGCAACAAUGAUGUUGCACAUAACACACCAGCUAAAUGUCAGGCCUAGAGACUCUGUAUGUUUGCUGAUCACCUUUGGCUGUAGAUGUCAUAAAUAUCUAUUGCUUGCUGAGUUUUGGCUUUCAACAUUUUUGUAUCUUUGGGAGACAGUGUGUCAGUUUGGAAUCUGCUAUGCUUUUAUCAUAAUGAACAAAAUGCAGCUGGAAUAUUAGAACGUUAACAAACCUAAUUGCAGAUAGAUGUAGUUGAUGUGUCCCAGUUGGUUUGUUUUUGUAUAUUUCUUGUACUACUUUCCCUGUUGUACUCAAACAUUUUCCCAACACACUUUAUAUUACAACUAAAAGAGUCUCAUCAAGGUCUUGUGCAUGUCUGUAUGAUGAUGAGAGGCUUUUUUUUUUUUUUUUGAAGAACCUUUCAUGCUGUUUGCAUUCUUUCCCAGAAAGAAAUUUUAUGUUGAAAGAAUGUGAUGACUGAACAUGUAGGCUUAGAGGACUUGGGGUGGGGACAUUCUGGGUACCAAGCAAGCCCCUGUUUGAGACAUCACAUUUAAGAUAUUGCCAUGUGACCAAAGACAGGUGCAGCGUUACAUAGUCACUAGUUUUAUCACUGUUUGGAAGCAAUUCUGAUGAACUUUUUGGUUUUGUUUUUUUUUGGAAAUGUUUGACCUCAUUAUUUAUGUUCUUUAUGCAUUAUUUUCUAUUUGAUAAUAAAUCAAAUGAGACAA
Messenger RNA from Pomacea canaliculata, 1988 nucleotides. RefSeq names its product mitochondrial calcium uniporter regulator 1-like. NCBI's taxonomy places the organism in Eukaryota, Metazoa, Mollusca, Gastropoda, Architaenioglossa, Ampullariidae. The record is from RefSeq and is a predicted model, not a curated record. The transcript has 7 exons. Gene Ontology annotation, cellular component: mitochondrion. The coding region runs from base 259 to 1116 and encodes 285 amino acids.